GGGUGCGAGCGCAUAUCAGUCUCGGCUUGCGACAAGCAGCGCCACGCUGACAGGUCGAGCCGGUCGAGGUCGAGGGAUGUGUGCGACCACUCGAACAGUUUCGAAAAGCUCGAAUAACUCCAAACACAAUUUACACUAUCUGUAUAUCGGUUAGGUAGUGUACAUAAGGAUAUCACUGACGACGCGCAACAUGCCGGAGAGUCUGUGUAGAAUCGUGCCACGAGAUAACCUGCAAUGCCGAGAAAACUUGAUAGACCGGUGGACAGCGACACACCGCUACCCGACAAGACGAUCUGUCCAUCGCCGGAAGAGCUGAGUGUAAUAAACAAUAAUGUCAGAUGCGAACAAUGCGGACUCGUCUUCAGGAACGAGCCGCGUUACCGGCUGCACGAUCUCAAAGUGCACCAGCGCAGAAAGUUGGAUAAGAUUGCGAAGGAAAACACACGCUAUCACUGCCCGGUGCAGUCGUGCGUCUACGCCGUUAAUUCUCAGAGAUACUUUAGCUCUAGAAAAUACUUGAAGCAACAUUAUUUAAAAGUACACGCAGAAAAAAAUUAUGCAUGCGAUUGCUGUAGCAAGAGUUUUUCUACUGAAUCUGCCAAACAAAGACAUACGAGAGUCUGUGGUGUACAAUUUACAUGUUCCUGCUCCAAAACUUACGACACGUACGAAGCGUUGCUUACGCACACAAAGCGAUCUCUGCAUACUAUAACAGAGAAAUAUAAAAACUCGCAAAGAACACACCCCAAGACAGUGCAAAUUGUCUUAUCGAAAGGAGUUACAAGCAAACCUGUUUCGAUACUGCCUAGUCCAGAUAAAUCUGGAAAAAAUAGCCAAGACAUUAGUACUAUGACAAAAGAUACAUCCGAUGUCGGAGUACAGACGGAUGAUUAUAAAAGAAGCAAGAAGAUAGCAAAUCUAUCGAAAUGUAGCAAUAACAAUCUGCAUAACGCAAAACGUCGAAUAUCCAAGCAAACGCAGACCAAUAAUUUUUCCAAGAAGACAUCAGGCAAAUCGAUAGAAACGCAAACUCCAAAAACGAACAAAGACUCGUCGAAGCUGCAUAAACGCGGUGGAAGGUAUCGCGCCCCAUCGAAACACUCAAAACAGACGUUACUUAAGGAGGAUCUUAAUCUUGGCGAUAAUUUCGCUUCGUCCAAUUUAUUUCCGGCUAGUCCGCUGCCACUUCGUCACGACGUGGGUUUGCAGGAUUUCUGGGAGAAGAAUACUUCAAGCACACAAACGAUACCCGAAAAAGAUAUGUUUGAGGCAUUUAACGAUAACGUAACUCAGACGGAAUUCGAGACAUUCUACAACCACAGUCAUAAUCCUUUGAUACAGGGCGUACCAAAGAGUUCAGUGGCUUUAAUGACGUUGCCUUAUGUCGAAGACACAUCGGCAGUAGAAGGUUAUUCUUUCGCUUCGACCGAUGGGAUAUCUCAAGCAGAUCCUAUGUUAACCGUUAAGACAUUCGACGACAGAUUCAGCAGCAUAGAAACGCAAACCGAGCAAGCCUUUUCUCCUUCGUAUUUUUAUUCCGAAUCUUUAUCGAGAUCAUUUGCCUUGAGUUCAAACAUCGAAACACAAACUACAGACAAUCUGGACAAUAUGGAGCAACUGCUGUAUAGCAAUACAUAUACUCAAACAUGCGACAAAAUGUUGUCCUCUGAUUUAGGACUGUCCAAUAUACAGACUCAGACUGCUUGGACGCAUGACGACACUACAGUCUCUACCGAGACUCAAACAAAGUCUCUGAUUUGCGGGGCCGAUUGCAACAUUCCCAUUGGAGCCUGUAGAUCCUGGUUAAAUACACAAACGAGUCACACCGAAACACAGACCGAUCUAUUUAAUAUUUUCGAUGGACUUGAAUAAGUUAAAUAUGUUUUUGCUGUAACUUAUUGUUCUUGUUACUUAGUUCUUCAUAUUUCGUCAGUCUGAUUUUUAUACAGUUGUUAUCUGUUCUUUCUUCUCUAAUGUAUAUUAUAGAGACAUAAACAAAUCUUUUUAAAUAUUUUUAUGAUUAAAUAUAUUUGUGAUAUUGCA
Molecule: messenger RNA, 2043 nt
Organism: Solenopsis invicta (red fire ant)
Lineage: Eukaryota; Metazoa; Arthropoda; Insecta; Hymenoptera; Formicidae
Gene: Asciz
Product: zinc finger protein GAI-ASSOCIATED FACTOR 1
Exons: 4
Coding region: 235-1872 (545 amino acids)
Biological process (GO): regulation of transcription by RNA polymerase II
Cellular component (GO): nucleus
Molecular function (GO): DNA-binding transcription factor activity, RNA polymerase II-specific; transcription cis-regulatory region binding
Source: RefSeq, a predicted model, not a curated record